AUGGUGAAUACUCGGAGUAGACGGGAUACCUUACCAGAGGGUCACGCGGUGACCGAAUCUACCGUGGAUCAACUGCCACGGACCGCGAUCGCAAGAGUACAUCCUAGACAAAACAUCUUGGGCUGUGGAGUUGACCACGUUUCCCAAGUCAAUCUUGCCACCUCUAAUCCCGUAAUGGAAGAAGAAACCCCAGAAUCUAGAAUGAUGGGAUCAAUGAUGAACGCUAUGAACAGAGAAAUGGCCCAGCAACAAGAGUUCUUUCUGAAGUUGUUGGAGGAUAGAGAUGUCAAUAACCGUAAGCACGAAGCGGUUGCCGAAAACGUGACUAUUGUGGGAUCCGGAGGUACGGGAAAUGGAAUUCCAACCCAGGAGCAAGCAACGAUUGAGGCAAGACAAAUGGGUAGAAUUUGCUCUUACAAGACCUUCCUAUGUUGCAAGCCACCGGAAUUUGUGGGGUCGGACGAUCCCGUGGCAUGCAUGAAUUGGCUCCGGGAAAUCGAGCAAGCCUUCCGGGCUUGUGACUGUGAUGAGGGGCAAAAAGUGAAGUUUGGCUCUCAAAUGCUGAGGGGUGCAGCUCUUACCUGGUGGAACAUUGUCAUCUCGACCAUCAAUACUACAGAAUUGACCAAGAUGAGUUGGACCACAUUCAAGAAAAAAGUAAUGGAAGAAUAUUGCAAUGAACAAGAGAUGGAUCGCAUCGAAGAAGAAUUCCGAACCCUUAAAAAGGGAAAUUUGUCAGUAAGAGACUACACCCGACUUUUCAUGGAAAAGUUAAAUUUGGUGGGACAUGUGGCCCCAACGGAGAAAGAUAAGAUGAAAGCCUACCUUAAAGGGCUACCUGCAGACAUGAUGGUAAUGGUUAGGAACUCAAGAGCUUCCACYCUYAGGGAAGCAAUCGAAGAAGCCAAGGUCUUGGAAUCAWCUUAYGUUAAGGGAAAGGAAGAAAGGAUGUCGAGUGGUGAGAAGAGRAAAUGGGAAGGGCCCUAUGCACCAUCYAAAAGKCCAAACCACUUUGGCAACAACAAUCGCGGAACCMAUCCCAAACAAGAGACAAGAUGGUGUCCCAGGUGUCRCAGCAAAYAUCACGGCCCGUGUAACACCAAYGCUACCCCCACCAAAUGCUUUAAGUGUGGGAAGACAKGCCAYACGCRAAACGAGYGUUCAAUCAAGGGACCCAUAURUUUUGAAUGCGGGGAACCRGGCCAUUUCAAGAAUGAUUGCCAAAAGUUGAAAACAGGUGGGAGUCAAGGAAGAAAWGWGGGCGCCCCGAAAGCAACCGGUCGAGCCUUUCAGAUGUYGAGAGAAGAAGCUAAGGCGUCGACRGAUGUAGUGUCGGGUACRUUCCUUGUUAACUCCRUACCUGCUCAUGUACUUUUUGACUCGGGUGCUUCAUGUUCCUUURUGUCCACUGCAUUCUAUCAACACUUGCAUACGCCACCUAGUWCACUAGAGGAUGCGUUAAUCAUAGAGAUAGCAAAUGGUAGUCAARUUUUGGUGCGCRAAAUUGUUAAAGGUUGUGUUUUGGGRAUUGAAGGAAWGGAAUUUCGGGUGAACCUCAUACCCAUGGCUAUAGGCGGAUYCGAUGUCAUUAUUGGGAUGGAYUGGUUGGUAGAGAACCAAGCGGAAAUCUUAUGCUCUAAAAAGMUGAUCCGAAUCCCUUUACYGGAUGGGGAUGYUGUGCUAAUUUACGGAGAAGGAAGGAAAGGAAAUGUAGUACUCUUGUCCACAGCAAAGACACGUAAGUGUCUAGCUAAAGGAUGUUCCUCGUUCAUUGCUUACGUACUGGAUACUAAACUAGAAAAAAGGGGAAUUGAGGAUGUAAAUGUGGUUAAUGAAUUUCUCGACAUAUUCCCUGAAGACUUACCUGGCUUACCACCUGAUAGACAGGUGGAGUUCCGAAUCGAUCUUAUUCCGGGAACCGCCCCUAUUGCUAGAGCCCCUUACCAUUUAGCACCAUCCGAGAUGCAAGAGUUGAUGUCUCAACUGCAAGACCUUCUAGAGAAGGGAUUUGUUAGACCGAGCUCGUCGCCAUGGGGAGCUCCAGUACGUGUGAAAGAAGAUGAUGUAGCAAAGACAGCCUUUAGAACGCGUUAUGGGCACUAUGAAUUCCUGGUUAUGCCCUUCGGUUUGACGAACGCGCCGGCGGUAUUCAUGGACUUGAUGAACCGAGUGUGCCGACCUUUCCUCGACAAGUCAGUGAUAGUAUUCAUCGACGACAUUCUCAUUUAUUCCAAGAACGAAUCAGACCAUGAGCAACAUCUCCGGGAGGUCCUCGAAAUGUUAAGGAAGGAGAAGUUGUAUGCAAAAUUCUCUAAGUGCGACUUUUGGCUGGAAGAGGUGCAAUUCUUAGGUCACGUAGUCACUCGAGAUGGGGUGAAGGUAGACCCAUCCAAGAUCGAGGCAAUGAUGAACUGGGAACCACCAAAGAGCCCUACAGAAAUCCGGAGUUUCUUAGGCCUGGCGGGCUAUUAUAGAAGAUUUAUCCAAGACUUCUCCAAGGUCGCUUCUUCCUUAACGGCGUUGACAAGGAAGAAUGCGAACUUUAUCUGGACCGAGAAACAAGAGCAUGCUUUCAGAACCCUCCAAAAGAAAUUGUGUGAAGCCCCAAUUCUCUCGCUAUCGAAGGGAUCCGAAGACUUCGUAGUCUUUAGCGACGCGUCAAAAAUGGGUUUGGGUUGCGUCUUGAUGCAAAGGGGGAAGGUGAUUGCCUACGCGUCAAGACAACUCAAAGAUCACGAAAAAAAGUACCCCACUCAUGAUUUGGAACUAGCGGCUAUGGUGUUGGCCUUAAAACUUUGGCGACAUUACCUUUAUGGUACCAAGUGCAAACUUUUCACCGAUCACAAGAGUUUGAGGUACAUCUUCGACCAGAAGGAUCUAAACAUGAGGCAACGGCGUUGGCUUGAACUGCUCAAAGACUACGAAUGUGAAUUACUAUACCAUCCGGGUAAGGCAAACGUAGUGGCGGAUGCUUUGAGCCGAAAGGAGUACGAUGGUGGAACGAAAGUUGUGCUUACCAUGAUCGAUAUAGUGUCCAUUAUGAUCGGUCAAAUCAAGGUGGCACAAUCAGAAGCACUCCAAGAAGCAAACCUCAAGAGUGAGGUAAUGUUAAAACAACGUCUUCUACUGGCGGAGGAUGGCCGUGGCUUGAAGUUAUUUCAAGGGCGCAUAUGGGUACCCAAGAUUGGAGGCAAUCGUGAACUAUUACUAGAAGACACACACAAGUCUAAAUACUCCAUUCAUCCGGGUAGCACCAAGAUGUAUCGGGAUUUGAAAUUGACAUAUUGGUGGCCUGUCAUAAAACUGGAUGUGGCUCGUUAUGUAGAAAGGUGCGUGAUUUGUUUGCAGUUGAAAGCGGAACACCAACGACCGUAUGGUAGCCUUCAGUCCUUGGAAAUCCCCGAGUGGAAGUGGGAGCAUAUUACGAUGGAUUUCGUGACUAAACUGCCGAAGACCUUAAGAGGCCAUGAUACGAUAUGGGUAGUGGUGGACCGACUGAUAAAGAGCGCUCAUUUCCUGGCAAUGCGUGAAUCGUUGCCAAUAGAGAAGCUUGCCAAGUUAUACAUCGAUGAAGUAGUCUCGAGGCACGGUUUACCAUUAUCAAUAGUGUCAGAUCGAGAUAGCCGAUUCACCUCCUAUUUCUUGGGCGGCUUAUAA
This is a messenger RNA of Cynara cardunculus var. scolymus (artichoke), 3657 nucleotides long. RefSeq lists its product as uncharacterized. The record is from RefSeq and is a predicted model, not a curated record. Gene Ontology annotation, biological process: DNA integration. Gene Ontology annotation, molecular function: nucleic acid binding. The transcript has 2 exons. The coding region runs from base 1 to 3657 and encodes 1218 amino acids. Lineage: Eukaryota; Viridiplantae; Streptophyta; Magnoliopsida; Asterales; Asteraceae.